CCCCACCCCUCAAGCUAGGCUGAGCUGUGCCUACGUCGGCCUCGACUCCUGGGGACUGGAGGAGUUACCUUUGGAGCCCGAAAGGAGGAAGGAAGCAAAAUAUCAACAACAGCCGAGGCGGCUCGGGCGCUCGGCCCCGGUCCCCCGCUUGCUCGCCGCCCUCCUGUUGGCCCCCGCCCCCAAGACGGGGGCCCAGGCCCCCCGGCGCCGCCCAGGGCCCGCGCGGACGCCAGCCUCAUUUAUUAUUCCCCCCGUCCGGAGCUGCGGCAUCCCGGUGUUGAAGAUCCCCCGGACAAGGGGCAAAGGCUACCCCCUUCCUGCCCUGACACCGCCUUUCCCCCAGCUGGGCUGGAGGCUGUGCAGAAGGUGUCUUGCAGACCAUGAACUGAGCGCUGAUCCCAGACCGUUCAUGAGCACAGUGUAAGGUGUGCCGAGACCCACAAUCCAGCAAGCCCCUCCCCUCCCUAGCACUGAGGACCCCCGGAGAAGAUGGGGAGGAAAAAGAUUCAGAUCCAGCGAAUCACCGAUGAGCGGAACCGACAGGUGACAUUCACCAAGCGGAAGUUUGGGCUGAUGAAGAAGGCCUAUGAGCUGAGUGUGCUAUGCGACUGCGAGAUUGCACUCAUCAUCUUCAACCACUCCAACAAGCUGUUCCAGUAUGCCAGCACCGACAUGGAUAAGGUGCUGCUCAAGUACACGGAGUACAACGAGCCUCACGAGAGCCGCACCAAUGCCGACAUCAUCGAGACCCUGAGGAAGAAGGGCUUCAACGGCUGCGACAGCCCAGAGCCCGACGGGGAGGACUCGCUGGAACAGAGCCCCCUGCUGGAGGACAAGUACCGGCGCGCCAGCGAGGAGCUGGACGGGCUCUUCCGGCGCUAUGGGUCAGCUGUCCCGGCUCCCAACUUUGCCAUGCCUGUCACGGUGCCCGUGUCCAAUCAGAGCUCACUGCAGUUCAGCAAUCCCAGCGGCUCCCUGGUCACCCCUUCCCUGGUGACAUCAUCCCUCACGGACCCGCGGCUCCUGUCCCCCCAGCAGCCAGCACUGCAGAGGAAUAGUGUGUCUCCCGGCCUGCCCCAGCGGCCAGCUAGUGCAGGGGCCAUGCUGGGGGGAGACCUGAACAGUGCUAAUGGAGCCUGCCCCAGCCCUGUCGGGAAUGGCUACGUCAGUGCUCGGGCUUCCCCUGGCCUCCUCCCUGUGGCCAAUGGCAACAGCCUAAACAAAGUCAUCCCUGCCAAGUCUCCGCCCCCACCCACCCAUAGCACCCAGCUUGGAGCCCCCAGCCGCAAGCCUGACCUGCGAGUCAUCACUUCCCAGGGAGGAAAGGGGUUAAUGCAUCACUUGACUGAGGACCAUUUAGAUCUGAAUAAUGCCCAGCGCCUUGGGGUCUCCCAGUCUACCCACUCACUCACCACCCCAGUGGUUUCCGUGGCAACGCCGAGUUUACUCAGCCAGGGCCUCCCCUUCUCUUCCAUGCCCACUGCCUACAACACAGAUUACCAGUUGACCAGUGCAGAGCUCUCCUCCUUACCAGCCUUCAGUUCGCCUGGGGGGCUGUCGCUAGGCAACGUCACCGCCUGGCAGCAGCCGCAGCCCCAGCAGCCGCAGCAGCCACAGCCUCCGCAGCCACAGCCGCAGCCACAGCAGCCACAGCCACAGCAGCCUCAGCAGCCGCAGCAGCCACCUCAGCAGCAGUCCCACCUGGUCCCCGUGUCUCUUAGCAACCUCAUCCCGGGCAGUCCCCUGCCCCACGUGGGUGCCGCUCUCACAGUCACCACCCACCCCCACAUCAGCAUCAAGUCAGAACCGGUGUCCCCAAGCCGUGAGCGCAGCCCUGCGCCACCCCCUCCAGCUGUGUUCCCGGCUGCCCGCCCUGAGCCUGGCGAUGGUCUCAGCAGCCCAGCCGGGGGAUCCUAUGAGACGGGGGACCGGGAUGACGGACGGGGGGACUUCGGGCCAACACUGGGCCUGCUGCGCCCGGCCCCAGAGCCUGAGGCUGAGGGCUCAGCUGUGAAGAGGAUGCGGCUCGAUACCUGGACAUUAAAGUGACGAUUCCCACUCCCCUACUCCCAGCCUCCCUGAUGAAGAGUUGACAAUCUCACCGCCCACCCCCCUGUCCUGGGCUCCUCCCGCUCGACCCCUUCUUCCUUUCUUGUGCUCCGUGUCCUGUUGACAGUUACAUUUGUGUAUAAUUAUUAUUAUAUUAUUAUUAUUAUUAUAUUUUUUUUAAUUUGGAUUCUCGCUUUGGAGAGGGGGAUGCUCUCAUCCCCUCUUUCUACACCUCCCACCAUUUUCAUUGGCUGGGAGGGCUCUCUUUUUUGCGGGAAGGGGGGGACACUUUGCACGUUGUACACAUAUGCUGCAGGAAGGGGGUGGGGGGCCCAAUAGGCCUUUGGGAAAGGACAGGUGCCGAGCCCUGCAUGUGGAGCCCUCCCACCCCUCCCCCAGAUAGAGGGAAAUAACCAAAAAGACUACCAAACAACAGAAAACCCAUACAAUAGACUGAAACCCCAAAGUUGGCUUGACAGGUGGGUUUGUGUUUCAAGGGGAAAGUAAGGCAGAGGUUCCGAAAAGUCCCUCUGCUUCCAGGCUGUUCAUGAGGCCAUACACACAUGGGGCAGAGUGCCCAAGCCUGGCCCCCAAGAUGCCCCUGCACACACAUGUGACACACUCUCACUGACUCGUGUGUGCUGCACCCGCAAGGUGUGUGGGUGCUGGCCGAGCUUGGGGCUGGGGAGGCUGCCUGGGAAUCUGAGGACGGGGCAGGGGUUUGAGGUGGGAGCCUCUCUUGGAAGCACAUUAUUGACAGAAAGACAGAGAGCCAUGAGAAGAGGGCUGAGAAGGGCUGGGCAAGGGGCAGAUUGGGGUCCCCUCCCUUCCCCGGCUUUUUCUCUAACAUAUACAGUGCAAUAGCUCCCCAUCCCUCAAUUGACGCCAGCCCAGGGCUGGCCACAGUGUGCAGGGAGAAUGGGGAGAGGGACUUCAGUGAGGUGGCUCCAGGCAAGAGGGCAAGAGUCAGCCUGGGGCUUCCCUGGGGUGCCCAAAGGCCAGAGCCCUGUCACCAGGGCAGGUGGUGAGGGGACGUCGUGGGCCUUGCACGCACACUACCCAGAGGAGUGGACACUGGGAUGGUUUGUGGCGGCGGGAGGUCGCUGUGGACGAGGUCCAUGGAGGGCCCGCCUCCCGAACUCCUCCUCGGCCCCUCGCCCCAGCCCCUCCGGUUAGCUCCUUCUGCACCUCGACCCACCCCCUGCUCUUGGCACCCCAUUGUCUCUUGCUACCUCCUUGUCCCACCACCUCCAGGCUGCAUCCCACCUUCCCUCUUGGCUACUGUAAUUGUAAAUAGCGACCUUUGGAAAACGUUAGCAGUGUAACAGUCCAGGAAACUGUUUUUUUUGUUGUUGUUGUAUUGAUAUGAAAUGAGAUUCUAUUUUUGUCAAAGUAUAUUGUAAUAAUAAUGACUCAAAUGGCCCGUACUGUACA
Lemur catta (Ring-tailed lemur) is the source of this 3483-nucleotide messenger RNA. It is a transcript of the gene MEF2D, whose product is annotated as myocyte enhancer factor 2D. The record is from RefSeq and is a predicted model, not a curated record. NCBI's taxonomy places the organism in Eukaryota, Metazoa, Chordata, Mammalia, Primates, Lemuridae. Gene Ontology annotation, biological process: positive regulation of transcription by RNA polymerase II; cell differentiation. Gene Ontology annotation, molecular function: protein dimerization activity; DNA-binding transcription factor activity, RNA polymerase II-specific; histone deacetylase binding. The coding region runs from base 490 to 2049 and encodes 519 amino acids. The transcript is spliced from 12 exons.